CGACUUGGACACUCUCAUCGCUCUCGCCCUCAAGAUCGACAGAAGGCUUUUGGAUCGCGAGCUGGAAGGAGAUCGGCGGAAGGAUGCUUCACCGCGCACUUGGAGGACGAGCCUCGGUGACAAGCCAAACCAAGGCAGAUUCCCUGCUGCCAGUCUCAAUCCACUGGCUAGCGUCACCACGGAUGAGCCCAUGCAACGGGGAAGGUUCCGUCUCUCCUCUGAGGAACGUCAACGCCGGCUGAGGGAAGGGCGGUGCUUCUACUGCGGUCAGUUGGGUCAUUCCGUGAGAAACUGUCACGUCAAAGUUGCCGGUGCCGGUAGCCAGGGCACGGGAGAGGUGAGUCUGAAUUUCAUUAAGGAAGACCCUACACGGGUUCUUCCUAAAGUGACACUAUGCUCUCCUGAUUUAUCUCAAGUGCCCACCUGUUAUCAGGAUAUUAAAGAUGUUUUUUCCAAGUCCAAGGCCAAAUCCCUUCCACCCCACAGACCUUAUGACUGUGCUAUUGACUUGCUGCCUGGAACCACACCCCCACGAGGGAGGUUGUUCUCUCUUUCAGGGCCGGAACACAAGGCCAUGAAGGAAUACGUAGAAGAAUCACUGGCAGCUGGGAUCAUUCGCCCAUCUUCAUCCCCUGCGGGAGCAGGAUUUUUCUUCGUGGACAAGAAAGACAAGACCCUGCGACCCUGUAUCGAUUACCGGGGUCUCAAUGAGAUCACGGUAAAAAACAGGUACCCUCUUCCUCUCAUCUCCACCGCCUUUGAGUUCCUGGAGGGAGCCAAGAUUUUCACAAAACUGGACUUAAGAAAUGCAUAUCAUCUAGUCAGGAUAAGGGAGGGGGAUGAAUGGAAAACAGCAUUUAACACACCAACGGGACAUUAUGAAUAUUUGGUAAUGCCUUUUGGGCUUACUAACGCUCCAGCUGUUUUCCAGAACCUUGUCAAUGAUGUCCUGCGCGACAUGUUGAAUGUUUAUGUUUUUGUUUAUUUAGAUGAUAUUCUGAUAUUCUCCCCGGAUGAGGAGACUCACAUUAUUCAUGUCCGCUCUGUUUUGCAGCAGUUACUGCAGAAUCAACUCUAUGUCAAGGCUGAGAAAUCCCCAGAAUCCACAGUUCCAGCGGCAUUAACCUUGGUGAGACGCUGCAGGAGGACCUGGGAGCGAGCCCGCCAGAUGCUGCUGCGCCAGGGACGGUCCUACAAAGCCGCUGCUGACCGUCGGAGGACACCGGCCCCGAACUACAAAGUGGGUCAGCGAGUUUGGCUUUCGACCAAACAUAUUCCACUCCGGGUGGAGUCCAAGAAGCUCGCUCCCAGGUUCGUUGGGCCCUUCCCCAUCACAAAAAUAAUCAACCCUGUCACCGUGAAGCUGAGGCUCCCAAGGUCUAUGCGGGUCCACCCUACUUUUCACGUCAGCCUACUCAAGCCAGCCCGGGAGUCCCCUCUGGUCCCGCCUUCCAGGCCCCCUCCUCCCCCCCGGUUUGUGGAUGGGGGCCCUGUCUUCUCUGUGAAGCGGCUGUUGUCAUCUCGUCGGAGGGGCAGGGGGUUUCAAUAUCUGGUGGACUGGGAGGGCUAUGGGCCUGAGGAGCGUUCCUGGGUACCGUCUGCGUUUAUCGUGGAUGAUUCGCUCAUUCGGGACUUCCACGUUGCGCAUCCAGGGGCCCCAGGGCCGUCUGGGGCCGGCCGUUAGGGGGGGGGUACUGUCAUGUGUGUGUGUUCCGGGUUUUGUCUUCCCCCCUGUUUCACACACACCUGCUCAUGUGAGCAUCUUCAUCACCUGUGCCUCGUUCACCCUAAUUACCCCUUGUAUAUAACCUCGUGUCUCAUUUCCUCUCGUUGCCAGUUCGUUGUACCUUGUCGUCGCGUUCCUGCAUUCCUUGUUUCCACGUCAUAGAUUCACAGUAAGACCUGACCCUGUUCCGAUUAUCGACCUUGUCUCUUUGCCUCAUGUUUUUGGAUACUGUUGCCUCUUUUGGAUUGCCUGCCUGUGUACCGACCUAUGCCUGUCUAUUAAACCUCUCUUUUUGGAAACUGUCAAUUUGUUUUGGAGUCGUGCAUUUUUGGGUCCUAUCCU
Molecule: messenger RNA, 2068 nt
Organism: Phyllopteryx taeniolatus (common seadragon)
Lineage: Eukaryota; Metazoa; Chordata; Actinopteri; Syngnathiformes; Syngnathidae
Exons: 2
Coding region: 191-1684 (497 amino acids)
Molecular function (GO): nucleic acid binding; zinc ion binding
Source: RefSeq, a predicted model, not a curated record